AUGUACGUAGUUGACAGUAACAAUCAUCGUGUACAAAAGUUCAUAAACGGAACAUCGAGUGGGAUAACAAUUGCAGGCACAACUGAUUCAGGUGGUUGUUCGCUGAACCAAAUGUAUUAUCCUCGGGGCUUCGCCUUUGAUCCUAGUGAGACAUUUAUGUACGUUGCUGACCGAAGUUGUCAACGAGUUUUACGCUAUCGAACAGAUUCGAAUUCGAGUACUAGUGAAUUUGUAAUAAAUAGAGACACAACAGCAGGCAAUUCAGCCAAACAAUUGAAUGGACCGUGGAGCAUUCAUAUUUCAUCAUCGAAAUCAGAUGAAUUGUUCAUAGUAAACCACGACGGACAGUCCAUAACUCGUUGGGCAGUAGGUGACGUUGAAGGUUCUUUCGUGGCAGGUUUACCGGGUACUUCAUGCACCAAUUCCAGUUGUUUCCAUGAUCCGACUGAUGUUAAACUUGAUAUUUAUAUGAACAUGUAUGUCGUUGAUGGAAAUAAUCAUCGAGUCCAGAUGUUCUGUAAGAAUAGUCGAAUAGGCAUAACUAUUGCUGGAAAUGGUACUGCUGGUACAAGUACGACACAUCUGUCUUAUCCGCAAGGUAUUGCAUUUGAUUCGAAUAUGAAUAUGUAUGUCUGUGAUACGGGCAACAGGCGUGUUCUGAAAUUUGACAAGUUUUAA
Messenger RNA from Adineta ricciae, 678 nucleotides. NCBI's taxonomy places the organism in Eukaryota, Metazoa, Rotifera, Eurotatoria, Adinetida, Adinetidae. The record is from the annotation of a GenBank genome assembly.